AUGAGGCUGACUUUGUAUCUAAUAGUUACCUUCGGUCUGGUGGACACGAACUGCGUUUCGUUGAGAUACAUUCUAAAUUCUCUUAAAUACGAACUUCGCUUUGAAACUAUCCUUCUUGUACAAAGUUCGACUGAAAGUAAAUCGUGUUGGAAGCAGAAAUACAUUCAUACCGAAGUGCCCGUCUUGAAUUUCAGUGCAAACCAAAGUUUGUAUCUGAAAGAUAAAUUCAAUACAAAGAUGCUGGCACUAGUUUGCAUCGACAAAAGCAAAGAAAAUACCAUGCUCACCCUUUUUGAAAGUCUAGAAGAUAUGCGCGAUACUCCCACGGUGUUAUUCGUACUUUCAGAUAUCGAAAUUAGGGAUAUACUCGUGGAGUGCCACAGACAAAGUAUGCUUAAUGUGGUGGCUUUCAAAGGCUUAGAUACGGAAUUUAUCUAUAGCUUCCAGGCCUUUCCAGGGUUUCAGUUAAUUAAAAGAAGCCUAAAGGAAGUUGCUAUAUAUUUUGAAGAUCACCUGACUGAUCUGGGUGGCUAUACCCUCAGGGCACUACCCGAUAAAGUAAUACCGCGAACAGUGGUGUACAGGAAUCCCGACGGAAAGCGCCAGUUGGCAGGAUAUCUCUACCGCUUUAUACGGAACUAUGUGAGCACCAUCAAUGCUACUCUCAAGAUCUGUUGGGAGCUGGCUCCGGAGGACGCCAUGAUUAAGCUGACGGAAGUAAUAAGACUCUCGCAAACCUACAACGUGGACUUUCCGCUGGGUAUUCAUGGCGUCGAGCAUGGUUCGACCAAGCAAAACGUGCCACUGGAGGUUUCUAGCUGGUUCCUGAUGCUACCCAUGGAACCCUUUUAUCCCCGAUCUCUCUACUUCAUCAAACUAGGAUUGGAGAGGCUAGUGCCGUUGAUGUUACUACUGGGUGUAGUGCUAGGGAAUGCCCACCGAAUAGAAGCGGGCUUGGGUCCCAGCUGGCGGUGCUGCGGUGUGGCAGAUAAAAUCCUGCGAGUGACCCUAGGACUGCCUAUUCAUCUGCCUAGAGCCCUCGCCCCCAAACUAAUGCUCAUUUAUUGGUUGCUUUUGCUUACUGGAUUCUUUGUGAGCAACGUUUACAUAUCCAAUCUCGAGACUUGGUUGGUCCAUCCCCCACUGUCUCGCCCAAUCCUCAGCUGGGAGCAAAUGCGCAGCUUGAAUCUGAGGGUCCUAAUGGUACCUUCCGAAUUGGAUACCUUGAAGCAGGCCCUGGGCACGAAAUUCGCAGAUGAUCAUAGCGAUACUAUCAAACUAACCAGCUCCGGGGACUUCCAGGACAAGCGGCUGUCUAUGGACCCAUCCUAUGCGUAUCCCGUGACCGAGACCUUGUGGCCACUUUUGGAGCUCGCACAGACCAGACUCCGGAAACCCGUGUUCCGUCGAUCCCGGGAGAUGGUGAUCAUACCUCUUUUGAUCCUGGCCAUGCCCUUGCCAAAGAACUCCGUGCUCUACAAGUCUCUAAAUCGCUAUAAAUCACUCACUCAUCAGAGCGGAUUAUACAGGUAUUGGUUCAAACGAAGCUUCACUGAUUUACUGGCCCUGCGAAAAAUCAAUUACAAGGUAGAUGACAGCCUUGACACCUAUCGGGACUUCGAGUGGCGCGACUUCUACGUUGUAUGGCUGGCCUUCGCAGUGGGCACCAUCAUAAGUUUUCUAGUCUUUCUCGGUGAAAUAGAGUACCACAGGUGGCACUUAAAAAAGGCGACGCCCUAG
Drosophila biarmipes is the source of this 1740-nucleotide messenger RNA. RefSeq lists its product as uncharacterized. The record is from RefSeq and is a predicted model, not a curated record. The transcript has a single exon. Lineage: Eukaryota; Metazoa; Arthropoda; Insecta; Diptera; Drosophilidae. The coding region runs from base 1 to 1740 and encodes 579 amino acids.